AUGACAAAGGCAUUUGCUAAUGUUCUUCCAAAUACGCACCACAGAUAUUGCAUUUGGCACAUUGUGAGUAAAUUUUCUAAAAAGAUAAGUGCAUUAUAUUAUAAAAAAUAUUAUGACGAGUUCAAAAAAUGCAUAUGGAAUUCUGAGAGCCCUGAAGAGUUUGAGGCUAAAUGGGUAGAUGUUGUACACAAAGCCAACUUAUCCUCCAAUGAAUGGUUGAAAGCCAUGUACGAAAUCCGUGAGAGAUGGAUUCUGGCAUAUAUGAAACACAUGUUUUCCGCCCACAUGACUAGUAGUCAAAGGGCUGAGAUUUCUCAUUCUUUCUUCAAGAAGUAUGUUUCUUUAAAUAAUUCUUUGUACGACUUUGUGACGCGGUUUGCUAGGGUGCUUUCUCGCAUACGGCAUAAUGAAUUAGAUUUGGAUCAUAAAGAUCUCAAUGAGAAGCCACAAUUGAAAACAUCGUUUCCCAUGGAGUCCACAAUGAGUGAGUUGUAUACAUUGGCCAUAUUUAACAAGUUUCAAGAGGAACUCUUUCAAAUUGAGGCGUACGUGGUUAAGAUGACACAUGAGGAUGAACAUUGUUGUUUCUACAAUGUUGAGAGGGCGAAGAUUAUAGAUGUGCCUAAUGAGUUAAUUUUGGCGAGAUGGACUAAAUCGGCAAAAGUUAAGAGAGUUGUAGAUUAUUUGGGUGGGGCCGUCAAAGAAAUAUGUGACACUUCUUUGUUGGAGAGCGUAGUUGAUGAGGCCGUAUUAACUGAAGAUGGAAGUGAACUUUUGGAAGAAGCUUUGUGUUUGGUUCGAAAGAAGCUAUGUGCCAAGGAUCCUAGAAGUGAAUAUGGCGAAGGGAGUGCUAUCCAAAUGUCUAGUCCUCGUGAACAUAGUUUUAAAGAACCGCUUCAUGUAAGGGCAAAGGGUUAUGAUAAUUCUUCGCAAGAUGUUAGGUUGAGUGAUGACAACAAUGAGGAGGACGACGAUGAUGGGUUGGUGCUUCCACAUGGAUUGAUGCUUCCAAAUGUUGCAUUUUGGAACUGCUUACUGCAUGUAUUGAAACUUUUUCGGAACACUUCUAUAAUUCAGCUGCAUGCUGCUUGUUGCAAGUUGCAUUUUGGAAUGAAUCUGUUUGCUGCAUUUUUUUUGGAACUACUGUUUGGAAAUCUCCAGUUUGGUUCAUUCUACAAUUGGGGCUGUUUUUUAGUAAUUCGCGAGUUUGAAGACUUGAUACUUGAUCAAUGUAACUCAAAUUACGGAACGCCUGGGCUUUCGGCCUAG
Molecule: messenger RNA, 1269 nt
Organism: Rhododendron vialii
Lineage: Eukaryota; Viridiplantae; Streptophyta; Magnoliopsida; Ericales; Ericaceae
Product: protein FAR-RED IMPAIRED RESPONSE 1-like
Exons: 7
Coding region: 1-1269 (422 amino acids)
Biological process (GO): regulation of DNA-templated transcription
Source: RefSeq, a predicted model, not a curated record